AUGGGCCAAGGUGAUGGCUGGGAGGGAGUAGAGAAUGAGGAGAGCCGUGCCGAGGCCGCUUUCCAAGGGGUGCCAGGCUGUGGCUGGUCGACAGAGCGGGAGGAGCUUGUGCGGCAUUUGAGCUCGGGCGAGCGAGUCUUUUAUUGCGGCUUUGACCCCACCGCUCGCAGCCUCCACCUGGGUAAUUUGUUGUCCAUUAUGGGCCUGCUCCACGCAGCGCUGGAUGGACACUACGCCGUUGCUCUCAUCGGUGGCGCCACGGGGCACGUGGGUGAUCCCAGUGGACGCAACAGCGAGCGGGACCCUCUCAGUUCCGACGCACUCUUUGAAAACGCCAUCAGCAUCGACCUCAGCCUACAAACCAUCUUCCAAAACGCUUCGGACAUGGCCAAGGAAACCGACGCAGAGCGCCCUGAACUCUGCGAUCACCUCAAACUCGUGAACAACGUUGCUUGGUACGAGCGCAUGAGCGUGCUCGACUUUAUGGUCAAGGUCGGCAAGCACGCGCGCAUGCACACCAUGUUGGGCAAGGACAGUGUUAAAUCCCGGCUAGCCCAACCCGAGGGCAUGUCCUACGCCGAGUUCAGCUAUCAGCUCUUCCAGGGCUGGGACUUUGUCGAGCUCAACCAACGCUACCUGUGUACCAUCCAGCUGGGCGGCUCAGACCAAUGGGGCAACAUGCUGGCCGGCAUUGAGCUGCUCCGCAAGUGCCAGGAUGUCCAGGGGCAUGCUAUCACCCUGCCCCUCAUGACAACGGCAGCAGGCGUCAAGUUUGGCAAAAGCAUGGGCAACGCCAUUUGGCUCAACGAGGACAUGACCAGUCCAUACCAGCUUUACCAGUUCCUCUUCAACACCGAUGAUGCUGAUUGCGCCAAGCUCUUGCGUGCCCUCACCUUCCUGCCCCUGGAUCACAUCAAUAAUAUUGUAGCCGAUCAUACAGCCGCCCCCGAGAAGCGCGAGGCCCAGCGCGUGCUGGCCGAGCAGGUCUUGCGCCUAGUUCAUGGCAACGAAGGCCUGGAGCGCGCCCAAAACGUAACAAAGGUCCUUCAUUCGGGUGGCUCUCUGGCCCAACUCGACGAGGGCGACCUUCUUGCGGUAGGCAUCGUCCCAUAG
Molecule: messenger RNA, 1113 nt
Organism: Monosiga brevicollis MX1
Lineage: Eukaryota; Choanoflagellata; Craspedida; Salpingoecidae
Exons: 4
Coding region: 1-1113 (370 amino acids)
Biological process (GO): tyrosyl-tRNA aminoacylation
Cellular component (GO): cytosol; mitochondrion
Molecular function (GO): tyrosine-tRNA ligase activity; ATP binding
Source: RefSeq, a predicted model, not a curated record